Pseudo-nitzschia multistriata is the source of this 2385-nucleotide messenger RNA. The record is from the annotation of a GenBank genome assembly. NCBI's taxonomy places the organism in Eukaryota, Bacillariophyta, Bacillariophyceae, Bacillariales, Bacillariaceae.
UGCCAUCCCGUACAUGCUUGAUUUAAUGUUAUCUUGGGAUGAGAAGAAUGACAGUAUUUGAAAAAAAACGAACCCACUUCGAGAUCUUGAAAGGACUUGGAUCGAAAAGGAACGGUGACACACGAUAAUUUUCUACUUCAGGGGUUGAGGGCCCGUCCACGAAAUAAGCCUUCGAUUGGUAACAAACCCGUGAGAAUUUUUGGCGAGUCUCCGGUGAUUUUGAUUUGGAAAACCGUACGAACCAACCGAAAAGUGUUUGUGGCGGGAAGAAAAAUCAUGGUUCGUUCGUUUCGUGGACUGCAAGAGUACGAGUGCGAGUGCGUUCGGUACCGUACCGUACCGUACGGCACCGGUUCCUUGGUACAGUACCGUACAGCAAUCCCAAUACAGCAGUGUCCCCGACGCGGGAACUCGCACGGUGCGUACGGUACGAUACGUACGCAUUCGGUUGUGGUGGUGCGUACCAUGCGGUUCGGUACGAGGUGGUUCGGGACGGACGGGACGGCCGGCAUAGAACGAGGUGUGCCAAAGCAAAAGGACGACGACGCACGCACUCCCACCGGUACGGUACCGUGCGGUGCGGUGGCUCGAAUGCCGCGCCGCGGAACAGGCCUGCCGAUGCAGUAACGAGAGCAAGAACCAACCCAACCGAGCACGGGCUCGGCGGGCAAAGCCGGAAGGCAUGCACCGUACCGUGCCGUGCCGUGGCAUACCGUAGCAUGCAAAGCCUCGCCAGUGCCCGGCACCCUCCGUACGGCAUCGCACGGCGCUGCCAUGGAGUGCUUUUCCCGGGGUCGCGUCCCAUCGCAUUGCAUCGCAUCGCAUCGCAUCCCACGGUGGCCCACCGCCGGAUGAUUUCUUUCGUCCGGAGCACGGAUCCGGCCCCGCCCGAGACACCCGGCACCAAGCAACAACACAACACAAGACAACACAACACAACACAACACAAGACAACACAAGACAACCCACCCGAGCCCGCUACCGGCGGUGUCCACGGCCGUGGGCCGCUGCCGUGGAACCAUGUGGUGCGGCAGCAGUGUGUCGUCGUCGCCGAAUGGCAUGGCGCAACGUUCGUACCUUUGCAUUGUGUGGUAUUCUAUUCUAGUAUUUUGUAUAGACUCCCUCGAAAGGACCGCACCGGUUUGGUUUCGUUUCGUUUCGUCUAUUCGUGCGCAGUAUUUAAAAAAUUGUAUCAAAAUGGGUUCUUUCUUGGCGCCACCGGAUGGGAGCCCCGGUCUAGCCGUAGCAGUAAUCGUACCCCAGCGGGCAGGGAGCGGGGGCGUCCCGGUCGCGCCGGAGCGGUUCGUCGGUGUCCCAGCCCACGGUGGAGUGGUCGCUGACCAGGGCGCCGUCGUCGUCGUCGUCGUCGUUUUCGUUUUCGUUUCCGUCCCCCGGGACCGAGACGAUGCCGACGAGCCCGUGCGGGGCACGGUGGGGAUGCGGGUCCUCGUCGAUGGACAUGCUUCGGACCGACCGGGCCACCGCCGUUGGUGCUGUUGCCAUUGUUGCUGUUGCUGCCACUGUCGUUGUGGGAUAAAAGAAAAAGGCCGUCAGGCCAAAGUGGUGGAGGAGGCGCCGAAAGUCCCGGCGCUUGUGGGCGGGCACCUCCGGGGGCUCGACGAUCGGAUCGGAGGGGUCCUCGAUCUGCUUCAUGCGCAGAAAGUUGACAAUGGCUUCCAUCUGCUCGGGGUCGUGGUCCAGAAAGAUCCGUCCCUCCUCGUCGUAGUGGACCAGGGGCUUGGAGCGGGAGGGGUAGCCGGGGGGGCCCCCUGGGUUCUUCGAAAAGAUCCGGGUGAAGAGGGUGUCGCUCGGGGCCUGGCAGAGCGUGCUGCGGAGGACCUGGGGGAAGAUCCUGCCGCCGAUGUUCAGCUUGAUCAGGUCGUUCGCGCCUUCGUCGGGGGGCGGUGCCGUCGCUCCCGCUGCCCGUCUCGUGGGCACGGUGGGAGAGUUGUUCCGGGCGGUGGCGGUGGUCUGGAUCAUGGCGCAGCGGGGCAGGAGAAUUGGAUGGACAACUGGAUGGACAACUGGAUGGACAAUUGGACAAUUAGAUAAAACAAAAAUGGAUUCCAAGCCGCGUGGAUUGGACGGAUCAAAAAAACGGUGGAAGAAUCGAAGAGUGGAAGAACGGAAUGCCUCGUGCCUGUUUCGCUGUUUUAUGACACCCUCCCGCACCACUGCGAGUUUGUUUUGCAUCGCAUCGCAUCGUACCCAGUACCGCAUCACACAGCACCGCAUCACACAGCACCGCACCCAUCACCGAACCGAGGGAGCUUCACUUUCCGCUUCGCCCCCGUGAUGGUUCUGGGCUUCCGCAACACCAGGGCGCCACCGGGCCAUUCCCAGAGAAAAAAGAAUUCGAAUGCGGACCUAUAGGACGUCAGAAUC